UUAUUUCGAAGCAAAGCCCCAAGCCCCAAAAUUUUGUAGUAAUUUAAUUGUUCCUGUUUUGUGUGUGUGUGCGGCAUGUGGCUGAAAGCUGAAAGGCAAAACUGCAAUGGCAAUGGCGGUUUCCAAUCACCACAUUGCGCUCAGCCCUGAGGAAUAUGCUGCGGUCAUUCAUAUGCUGAGGACAAUCAAAACCACCGAUGACAUACACAAGACCUAUAGACCUGCACCAGUAUCUCCGAUACCACAAAAAAAACCAACAUCCAUUUUGAGAAACAGACAAGCCGAAGAUUUAAGCAAUCAAAACGGCAAUCAGGGUGGCGAAGCUGCAGCAGUGAGCCAGCACAGCAACUGCACACCUUCCAAAUGGCAGCCUGUUGAUUUUAGCACAGUUAUAGGACCAAGCACUAGCAUAUUAAAUUUAACAUUAAACCACCAUGAAGGUUCUACAACAACCAUCCAGGGCCUGGGGCAUGACAAUGCUGUGCAGGAGCUCUACAAGGGUACGAAAUCCGUGAGCAGCAGCUCCAGCCUCGACGAUAAUCAAGCAAAGGAUGUGCCCAAUGCCCAACAGCGCAUUGCUUCAGGGCGCAAUCCAUUUAGUAAAUAUUCGAAUACCCAAUGCAAAUCAUAUAAGUGUAAAGCUGGUUGCAGAAAAGACAAGUCAUGCUAUGCCACAGGUUCAGAAACCGAAAGCUUUGCGAGACCAGAACAGAACCGGGUAUAUGCAGAACCAAAAUUUUCAUGGCGCAAUCCAUUUAGUAAAUAUUCGAAUACCCAAUGCAAAUCAUAUAAAUGUAAAGCUGGUUGCAGAAAAGACAAGUCAUGCUAUGCCACAGGUUCAGAAACCGAAAGCUUUGCGAGACUAGAACAGAACCAGGUAUAUAUAGAACCAGAUGUCUAUCGCGGAACUCAAGAUGACCCUGUCUAUCGCGGAAAUCAAGAUGACGCUGUCUUUGGCGGACCUCAAGCUGACCCUGUCUAUCGCGAACCGCAAGAUGAACCUGUCUAUCGCGAAACCCAAGAUGACCCUGUCUAUCGCGAACCGCAAGAUGACCCUGUCUAUCGCGAACCGCAAGAUGACCCUGUCUAUCGCGAACCGCAAGAUGACCCUGUCUAUCGCGAAACCCAAGAUGAACCUGUCUAUCGCGAACCGCAAAAUGACCCUGUCUAUUGCGAACCGCAAGAUGACCCUGUCUGUCGCGAAACACAAGAUGACGCUGUCCAUCGCGGAUCUCAAGAUGACCCUGUCUAUCGCGGAUCUCGAGACAACCCUGUCUAUCCUUCAACUCGAGAUAACCAACACUUUGCCGAAGCGGAACCCUACCGCGGAGGCUCACCCAAAUCGCUGGAAAACGCCGACUAUCCCGAGUCGUCGCCACAGCAAAAGCCUGUCUACUAUGGCGGCUUGCCCAAAUUGCAACGAAACCCCAACUAUGCCGACUCGGAACAGGAUCCUGUCUACCAUGGCGGCCUGCUGCAGCGAAGUCCAGUCUAUCAGGAGCCAGACCCCAGCCAUGACUUUGCCGAAUCGCACAGAAAAACAGAUCAUUACAACGAGCACAACAAUUUGAAAAACUUCCUCAGCAUUGACACUAACUAUCACGACGAAUCAUUGGUGAAGACGCAUUCCUAUGAUCCGAAUGAUUACCAAUUCGAUCCAUACAAGACUUACAGUAGGGCAUCCAAUGCAAAUCCAGAAUCAUAUUCAAAUGCACUUGGGGUACCAAGCCGCCGUUCGUUAGUGCCAAAGCAAGAAGGGCAAAUAGACGCUGCUGGUCAGCCUUUGCAUUGUUCCUAUCCAAAAACCGAUCGCGGCUCGAUGAAUGCCAGCGCUCUUGCGUAUGACAAUCCCUCCACAAAGAGUGUCACCAAGGCAAAGACCAGAGGCAGGAAGAGGCCUUCAAGUGCUCAAAUGGGGUCCAGCACCACCGGCUUUAAGACAAGUCUGGCCUGUCCGGAUUCCUGUGGCACGAAUUACGCUCAAAAUCAAAACCCUGGCUCCAAUUGCCCGCGAAAUCCAAACGCUGGCACCAAUUGCGUGGAUGUGGAGAGCUUCCUUGCCAAUUGCAAGAACUUCCCGGCACAAUGUUGCGAUCCCUGUCAGGGCUGCUGUCCGAGAUUCCCACCUCCUUGCUUGGGCUGUUGUCCCACCAGCAGUUGCAGCCCCCCAAAGAGUGCCUGCAACAACACCAAUGAAUGCUUCUGCAUGGGCUAUGUAUGCGACAUUCUGCAGGAUAAAUCGGUGUAUGCCGUCGACUAUCGGCCGGCUAUGUGUCGCGGCAACAAUUUCCAACACUUUUCCAAUGGGAAUAGUUGCCGCUGCGCAGAUCUGCCGAUUGGCGGUGGUUGUGGACCCUGCUGCAAUGAUUGUUCCUUUGGUUGCGGCUUCACGACGGAACAGCCAACAUGCUGUGGUGCUCGCCAGACGCCAUGCGGUGGUGGUCAACCCCCCUGUCAGUCAGCCUGCUUGUAUCCACUGGCCCGCCUCAGUCCGGGCUACUGCAACUCCUAUCCUUGCGGGGGAUAUACGAGCUAUUGCAUGUAGCCAGGCAUCACUUCAGGCCCAGAUUGUUGCAGAGAAACCGCCAUAGCUAUGGAAAGAUAAAGCAUUAAUAGGAAUAUUAUCUCAGAUGGGGAAUAUAUCUCUCUAUUAUAUUUAUAUACUGAAAUAAGCAAAAAUAAAUAUACACUCAUCUGGG
Messenger RNA from Drosophila obscura, 2699 nucleotides. RefSeq lists its product as uncharacterized. The transcript has 4 exons. Lineage: Eukaryota; Metazoa; Arthropoda; Insecta; Diptera; Drosophilidae. The record is from RefSeq and is a predicted model, not a curated record. The coding region runs from base 107 to 2545 and encodes 812 amino acids.